Messenger RNA from Strongyloides ratti, 267 nucleotides. RefSeq lists its product as hypothetical. The transcript has 2 exons. Lineage: Eukaryota; Metazoa; Nematoda; Chromadorea; Rhabditida; Strongyloididae. Bases 1 to 267 code for a protein of 88 amino acids. The record is from RefSeq and is a predicted model, not a curated record.
AUGCCAAAAAUAAAGCUUUCUUCUUAUAUAGAUUCAAAAUUUAAUUUUACUAAUACCACUUCAAUUGUGGAUUUUUUAACUCCAUCUAAGGAGGAACUUCAUAAGCAGCAUCAAGAUGCUAAAAUAUGUCUUAUGGGAUGGCUUGUAAUGAUUAUUUGGGUUAGUAUAAUUUGUUUUGCUACAAAAGAUUUUUGGCUUGGAAAUCAAUGUUUUAAUAAUGAUGAAACAGAAAAAAUUGAAAAUAAUUCAUUUGAAGAAGAAAUUUGA